This is a messenger RNA of Nezara viridula (southern green stink bug), 1332 nucleotides long. The record is from the annotation of a GenBank genome assembly. Lineage: Eukaryota; Metazoa; Arthropoda; Insecta; Hemiptera; Pentatomidae.
UGGAAGAGCUCUCCAGCUGGAGAUGGUCUGUUGAGGAUGAGGGCCGUCGCCGUGUCUGUCUGGAUCUUCAUCAACCUCGUCUUCUUCGGGAUGUGCGGUUACAUCUACCUCCUCUGGUCCCAGUAUUGGCACUACAUCUCCAGGAGGCAGCAGCAAGAACAAGCUCAAGUCAAGGUGGACAAUCGUCCUCUUGUAGACUACUAUCAGAGUUCGGAGCAAGAACAGACACUGAUGGAGAUCUUGCACAUGCAGAGAGAAGUGAUGCGGGUCCAGACAACCAAGGACUACAGGAGAAGAUCCAGACCAAGGUUCAGAGGACAUGGAGGCCACAGACUAUCAUCCAAUUGCCACAACUGUGACGAGGCAACAGCCAAGAGGUUAUCAGCAUUUAAGAACCGUUUAAUAAUUCGACUUCGAAGUGUCCUACACGAUGAAUCAAAUGUGUUCAAGUCAAAGCAAGAUAACCCUUACAAUGUACAGUACCAUGGCCUACAACGUUCCUCCAACAUCCCUCGUGAUCAGUUGUUAUGCAGGCUUCGAGAAAUAUUGCCUUCUGUUCCGACCAUUACUGGCAAAGAGCCAGCAUUUGUUGAUAGCCCAUUGGAAGCUGCUGUCCCAAGCAGGCCUCUUCUUGAUCCUCAAGAACGAUUUUCAUCUUGUGCAAUCGUUUCAAAUGCUGGAGCACUUAACAGCUCUGGAUUGGGCAGAAUCAUAGAUAGCCACGAGCUGGUCUUAAGAUUUAAUCAUGCACCAACAAAAGGGUUUGAAGAUGAUGUUGGGAAAAAAACCACAAUAAGAAUUUUAAAUUCACAAGUAGUUUCAAGGGCCCAAUUCCAAUUUUUGAAGUCUGAUAUGUAUUCUGGAAUAAAAAUUUUAGUUUGGGAUCCAUGUAAUUAUACAUCAACUUUAGAACAGUGGCGAGACAAACCUGACUUUGAUGUAUUUACACCUUAUGUAAAACAUAGGGAACUAAGACCAGACACCAAUAUACACCUUGUCAACCCCAAAUCUCUGUGGACUCUUUGGGAUUUUAUACAAUCCCACACUCCAGUCAGGAUCAGAAGGAAUCCACCAUCUUCUGGUUUUCUAGGUUUAGCGCUGCUGUUGCCUCACUGUGACAAGGUUAGACUGUUCGAAUAUAUUCCAUCAGUUAGAUUAACUCCACACUGUCACUAUUUUGACAGUGGUGUAGACACUUCCUGCACGUUUGGUGUAUGGCAUCCACUUGCGGCAGAGAAACUAUUGACUCUGAAUUUAAAUCAUGAAGAUGAUUAUACUACAUUUCAAACUGGUUAUGUCACUGUUUCUGGGUACUCAACUAUAAACUGUUAA